UGGUUCAACUGAACAACAGGUUUCUACAGCAGAAAUAUGUUCUUAGCAGAUAGAUAGCUACCUUCGAUUUGUUUGCGGGAAAUAACCUGGCUCAAGUUGGCUCUGUCUUUUUCCCCUGAAAUUGAUAGGAAUAAUUAUAGGCUGGAAACUUAGCUUACAUUGGGCUAGAUUGACAGCUGCAAAGCAGAAGGAGAAAGCAGCAUGCCAAAACGCUAUGGGACGAUUGUUUCUCCACAUAAGGAGCCAAGGGAUGCUGCUAACAGAAGUUCCAGGAGAUUGUCAGGCCAUGGCAAUGAUGCAAUGCUGAAUCAGCAAGGGCAGAAUGAUGUUUCAGAUCAUGAGGGAGGGCAGAGUAACGGAAACUCAACUGCAGUGGAGGAGAUUUACCUUCCACCUCAACUAGGGAGCUCAAAAUGGCAACAGAGAAGAGGUACAGGCAGUGGGGCCAACCUGGACUCAACAGAGAGGUACACUGUGGACAUCAGUAAUACAAGCCUGGAGGUAGAGAGGACAGUGUCAGAGAGUAAAAAAAGCCCCCGCAAAAUGAACCUCCUGCACCGGUCGAGUACAGCCUUGUGCAAACUUGGACUGUCUGAGGCGGAGAUCAAAACGGAGAUAGAGAAUGACAAGUUGGAGCUGGUCAGAGACCUAGUGAAGAUGCCACGUAAGCCAAGAGCCCAGGCCAUACGAUCGCUGCCAGUGAGCUGUGACGAGAAGAGGAACAUUAGGAAUAGAGUGCUCCAAGCAAAGUUUUCCAAAGACUCCGUCAAGCGCACAUGUUGCACAGACUGCUCGGAGCGAGUCUCACUGUCUUUACGCAGGUGGUGGCUGCACGUGUGGCACGGCGCCCUGAAGGAGAUUGGCGGUUGGUUCGACUCGGCCGUCCUCACCUACUUCUGCUUCAUCAAGUGGCUGUUCAUGUUCAACGUCUUCCUGCUGGCCUUCAACCUGAGCUUCAUCACCGUGCCCGAGAUUGUGCACAUGUACAACAGCACCACCAACAGCACCUUUGAAGGCCUGGACCUGCUCACUGCCGCUGGUUACUUUCACAAGUCAAUCAUGUUUUAUGGAGGCUAUAAUGGUGAGGUGAUAAAGGCUGGCUCUUAUGACAUGCAGCUGGCAUAUCUGUUAACCAUGUUAACAUAUAUGAUGCUGUGUGGCAUAUCUAUUGUGUACAGUUUGGGUAAAUCAGUGUGGAAGAACGUGAUUGUUUAUAGCCCUGCCACGGGUGGUGCGUGGCGUCUGUUAUGCAGCUGGGACUUCAGCAUCUUGAAUGAGAAGGCCAUCCACAGCUUCCAGAAGAAGCUGUUUAUCCAGAUCAAGGAGUCCUUAUUGGAUACCACAGAGAAGACUGUGCUUAGUACGCCAGACAGGUUGAGAAAUGUCUCUCUCCAUCUUGCUGCAUGGCUGCUGUACAUUGGCCUGGCGUUUGUCUCCUGUGCUGCUGUCUAUGUUUUGUCCACAUAUAACCUAGAAAUUAAGGUGGCUCUGCAUGCAAGAGACUUGAAAUCUGAGGCCUUUUUUCUGUUUCUGCCAAUUCUGGUUUCGUUCAUCAAUCUGGUGAUUCCUCUGCUCUAUGCAUUCAUCUCCCGAUUAGAAAACUACGAGAACCUCCGUGCAAAGCUGUAUGCCGGCCUGGCCAGAGAUGUCUUGCUGAAGAUGUCGAUUCUGGGAAUCCUGUGUUACUACUGGUUGACUGAUGUACCCAGUAACCUCUCUUGCUGGGAGUCUUUUGUGGGUCAGGAUGUUUACCGAAUGGCCAUCGCUGACUUUCUGUUCAGUGUGCUGGGAUGCAUCUUUGGAGAGUACUUGGGCAGCUUGAUCGGAACCAAGUGCAUGAAAACUCUUAAACCGCCAGAAUUUAAUAUCACCAGAAAUGUUCUCGAUCUGAUCUAUGCCCAGACACUGGUUUGGAUUGGGGUGUAUUUUUCUCCUCUGUUGCCAAUCAUUCAGAUAGUCAAGUUGUUCAUCAUAUUUUACAUGAAGAAGGUGAGCAUCAGUCUGAUCUGCCGGCCGUCCACUCGAGCAGGCCUCGCCGCGGAGAUGAAAACUGCCUUCACAGCGUUGCUCUUCUUCCCCUCGUACAUCGGCUCUUUGUUCAUAAUGGGCUACACAGUGUGGAGUCUAAAGCCCUCUGCCCACUGCGGGCCUUUCCAAGGAUUGGAUGCGCCCAUAGAUGCCGUGUCCAAGCUUGUGAUUCAGGGCAAGCUCCUGUUAUUGCUUCUAUCGAUCAUGCUCAUCGUCCUGUAUUUUUUCUGGCAAGUGGUUCAGGACCGGAAACGGCUCAUCAGCCUCCUGCGUGAGCAGAUCAUCAACGAGGGGAAAGACAAGGCCUUCCUGCUGGGGAAACUGCGCAUGGCACAGGGGGGCACGGCCAGACCUCAGGUGCACUUCCUGGAUGAGGGGGCACAGGCUGUCAAAAGGCCGACGACGUUCAGAGUGCCCCAGAGCACGGCAGGCCCCAGGGGGCUCAGAAAGGGUAGUAGAGUAGGGCCAAGCAGGCCAGCAGCAGCAGAGAGUGCCCAGGCGUCCGCCCCAGCCCCGACCCCAGUGCAGCCCACGCCUGCCGCGUCUGUGGAGUCUCCACAACAGCAGCCGCAGCGCGCGUCUGAUCGGAGAGCCUCCACUGCGGCACAGGGGAACAGCCCGGCGCGGUCAGCCGGCCAAGGCCAAAGCCCCCGCGCCGCCCCCGUGGAGAGGCAGCCGGAGAGCCCCGGUGUGGGUAAGGGCAGCCGGGUGGAGUGCUGGGUGGAGGACGAGAGGCCGGACAAGCAGGGCUCCUCCCCAGCUCCUCCGACUCCUGCUCCCCAGCUAGCCUGGGGCAGCACGACCACAACACCCCCGAGGUUCCCCCGACUAGAGCCCCUUACUACGCGUGGUGCCCAGGCAGCACUGACCAGACUGUCAGACAGGACUCCCAGACCCAAACGCUGACAUGAAUCACAUCAGGGAAAUCAGGGGUUACUUUUAUGUCAGAUAGAUUACAUUUUCUUUAUUGGUGGUAUUCUAGAAUUCUUAGUCUUUGGGCCUAAUUUCCAGUGGCUAUGAAGAUGAUGCUGAAAUUGUUAGCUGCGAUUAUUGUAUGCUUUGUUUUUGGAACUUACAUGUUCACUUUUUCUCUAUGUGUUUUCUCCUCAGGAGUGUUGUGAUGAUUUCAGUUCUUGAUUCCAUCAUAUUGGAUUAAUAGGGUAAAUGUUUACAUGUUUCUGACACAAUAUGACCAGAAUUGCCUCAUUAUUGUAUCCUAAUGACAAUAAACUG
Alosa alosa (allis shad) is the source of this 3261-nucleotide messenger RNA. It is a transcript of the gene tmc5, whose product is annotated as transmembrane channel like 5. The record is from RefSeq and is a predicted model, not a curated record. Gene Ontology annotation, molecular function: mechanosensitive monoatomic ion channel activity. The transcript is spliced from 21 exons. The coding region runs from base 202 to 2934 and encodes 910 amino acids. NCBI's taxonomy places the organism in Eukaryota, Metazoa, Chordata, Actinopteri, Clupeiformes, Clupeidae. Gene Ontology annotation, cellular component: plasma membrane.